This is a messenger RNA of Orycteropus afer afer, 420 nucleotides long. RefSeq names its product transmembrane protein 250 (gene TMEM250). The record is from RefSeq and is a predicted model, not a curated record. NCBI's taxonomy places the organism in Eukaryota, Metazoa, Chordata, Mammalia, Tubulidentata, Orycteropodidae.
AUGCCGGUCAUCCCCAUCCCGCGGCGGGUGCGCUCCUUCCACGGCCCGCACACCACCUGCCUGCACGCGGCCUGCGGGCCGGUCCGCGCCUCGCACCUGGUGCGCACCAAGUACAACAACUUCGACGUGUACCUGAAGACGCGCUGGCUGUACGGCUUCAUCCGUUUCCUGCUCUACUUCAGCUGCAGCCUGUUCACGGCGGCGCUGUGGGGCGCCCUGGCCGCGCUCUUCUGCCUGCAGUACGUGGGCGUGCGCGCGCUGCUGCGCUUCCAGCUCAAGCUGUCGCUGCUGCUGCUGCUGCUGGGCCGCCGGCGCGUCGACUUCCGCCUGCUCAACCAGCUGCUCAUCCACGGCAUCCACGUCACCGUGCUGCUGGUCGGUGGCCUGGGCUGGUGCUUCAUGGUCUUCGUGGACAUGUGA